CUUCCCUCAGCGCGGCCGUUAGCGCCCGUGGACGCCGCCAUGUUGGCGCUGGUGAGGGCGGCGGGGCGGGCCCUGGCGCUGCCCGCGGCCUCGCGGGGCAUCGGGGGCGGUGGGGGGGGGCGGCCGGGGCCCCCCCUGCCCCUCUCGUCCCCUCUGGCUGGGCUGUCGCCGAGCUUCCGCGUGCGGGAGCCGCCCAAGCCGCAGCAGGUGGAUCGCUGGACGGAGAAGCGGGCCUUGUUCGGGGUCUACGACAACGUGGGCAUCCUGGGCGGCUUCAAGAUGCACCCCAAGGACCUGAUCGUGGGGCCCAAGUGGCUGCGGGGCUGGCGGGGCAACGAGCUGCAGCGGUGCCUGCGCAAGAAGCGGAUGGUGGGCGACCGCAUGUUUGUGGACGACUACCACAAGCUCAGCAAGAGGAUCCGCUUCUUGUACCGCCGCUUCAACCGCACCGGCAAGCACCGCUAGGAAGGAGCCAAGGGGGGUUUGGCUUGCCGAGUGUGCUUCUGAGGCGUCGCGGUCUGAAUAAAGACUGUUGUUCCUA
Molecule: messenger RNA, 541 nt
Organism: Anas platyrhynchos (mallard)
Lineage: Eukaryota; Metazoa; Chordata; Aves; Anseriformes; Anatidae
Gene: MRPL51
Product: mitochondrial ribosomal protein L51
Biological process (GO): translation
Cellular component (GO): mitochondrial large ribosomal subunit
Molecular function (GO): structural constituent of ribosome
Source: RefSeq, a predicted model, not a curated record